AUGUCGUUCACUUCAGUCCCCAUACUAGAUCUGGCUCUAGCUAGGGAUCCCGAGACAAAGCCGCAGUUCCUAGUCGAUCUACAACAUGCUCUAAUGGAAGUCGGAUUUCUAUAUCUCAAGAACGUCGGUAUUCCGGAUGAACUAUGGCAACAAGUCAUAUCAGAAGGCAAGACCUUCUUCGAUAUACCAAAAGAAGAAAAACUUAAGAUCGAAAUGAAAAACGCACCCUCAUUCCUCGGCUACUCACAACUCUCCGCCGAAAUCACAGCAGGUAAAAUCGACCACCGCGAACAAAUCGACCUCUCAACCGAACACCCAAUCCCGGGCCCCGACGCCCCUCUCUACGAAAACCUGCUCGCGCCAAACCAAUGGCCGUCUUCUGCCGUGCUACCCGCUUUUCGGGAUGUAUACGCGGAGUAUAUGCGGCGGAUGGGCGUUAUAUCCAUAGAAUUCACCUCGCUAAUCGCUGAAGCGAUCGGUUUGCCCUCCGACGCGUUUAAUCGGUACUUCGAGCGGGACCAACAGCAUAAACUGAAAAUCGUAAAGUACCCUGAUGUAUCUGAACUAGGCCUAGGAGAUGGAAUCGAGGGGCAAGGUGUGGGUCCGCAUAAAGAUAGUAUGUUGACGAGUUAUCUCCUGCAAGCGAGCCAGCAUAAGGGAUUACAAGUCCAGAAUAUGCAGGGGGAAUGGAUUGAUUGCCCGCCGGUUGAUGAUACGUUGGUUGUUGCGAUUGGCCAGGGUAUGGAGGCGUUGACGCAGGGCGUCUGCGCUUCGACUACGCAUCGUGUGCUUUCACCGGCCGCGGGGCGGGGGGCUAGGUUCUCGAUUCCGUUUUUUCAGGGCGUGCGCGCGUCGACAACGUUUGAGGAGUUGGAUGAGGUGGGUGUGGGACAGGUACCGGAGGCUGCGCGGAAGAGGAGGCAAGAGGUUUUGGAGAAGAAUGGGGGUGCGAGGUUGGAUGAUGUCGAGUUUACGUUUCGCAAGGGCGGCGCGGCGAGUACGUUGGGUGAGGCUACGCUGAGGAAUAGGGUUAAGAGUCAUCCGGAUGUGGGUGAAAGGUGGUACCCGGAUAUUUUGAACGAUAUUAGAGAGCAGCAGGCUAGGGAGGCGGCGGAGAAGAAGAGAUUAGAAGACGAGGCUGCUGCUAAGAGUACUGCAGCGGGGAGUGAGGGGGUAGGUGUUAGCACGCAGGCGCAAGCAGUGGAAGCACACUGA
This is a messenger RNA of Hypoxylon trugodes, 1215 nucleotides long. RefSeq names its product putative isopenicillin N synthetase. The record is from RefSeq and is a predicted model, not a curated record. Lineage: Eukaryota; Fungi; Ascomycota; Sordariomycetes; Xylariales; Hypoxylaceae. The coding region runs from base 1 to 1215 and encodes 404 amino acids. The transcript is spliced from 2 exons.